AUGAAAAGUACACAGGUUUCAAGUGUGUUUAUCCAUUGUGUGAUACAAGUGAUCUGUGGUUCACAUGAACGACGUUUAUUGAAUGAUUUACUAAGCAAUUACAAUGUACUUGAACGUCCUGUUGCCAAUGAAUCCGAAGUAUUGAUCGUUUAUUUUAGCCUAACAUUACAGCAAAUUAUUGAUGUUGAUGAAAAGAAUCAAAAUAUAAUCACCAACAUGUGGCUUAGAUUGGAAUGGAAUGAUUCGAAUCUUCGAUGGUCACCCAAUGAUUAUGGUGGUAUUACCGAUCUUCGAAUCUCACCCGACAAAGUAUGGCGUCCGGAUAUAUUAAUCUAUAAUAGUGCCGAUGAAAAAUUUGAUGGAACCUAUCAUUCUAAUGUGGUAGUCAAUCAUAAUGGUAGUUGUCUUUAUAUACCACCCGGUAUUUUUAAAAGUACUUGUAAAAUCGACAUCACUUGGUUUCCUUUUGACGAUCAAUAUUGUGAUAUUAAAUUCGGUUCUUGGACUUAUUAUGGAUCGGCUGUAGAUUUAAAAUUUAUAAAUGAUAGUACCAGUGGUGAUAUUUCACCAUAUAUUCCCAAUGGUGAAUGGGUUUUGCUUGGAGUACCCGGUAUUCGUAAUGUUCAAAGUUAUGAAUGUUGUCCUGAACAAUAUAUCGAUAUUACUUAUACAAUUGGUAUUCGUCGACGUACCCUAUAUUAUGGUUUCAAUCUAAUAGUGCCUAGCGUCAUUAUUUCAUCAAUGACAUUGCUCAGUUUUACUUUGCCACCAGAUUCUGGAGAGAAAUUAACAUUAGGCGUCACCAUAUUACUCUCCAUGAUUGUGUUCAUGAUGCAACUGGCCGAAAUUAUGCCUGCUACAUCGGAUUCCGUUUCUAUUGUUGGAUCUUAUUUCGCUUGCAUUAUGGUCAUGGUUGCCUUCUCUGUUGUUAUGACUGUAGUUGUGCUCAAUUUUCAUCAUCGAACCACUGAACAACAACAAGAGAUGCCUUACUGGAUACGAAAAGUAAUUGUCACCUGGCUACCAUUAAUUUUAAGGAUAAAAAAACCACCAGAAUUGCUUCGUUGUGAACAACAAAGAAAACAGAAUAAAUCAACCGGUAACUUACAUACACAGUAUCAGGCCUAUUGCGCGACGAAUAAUCCAUACCAAAAUCAGAAUCAUGUGCCAUCCGAUACUUGGAAUAAUCCAUGUACUACUAUUAAUAAUCUCAAUUCUACAUGGAUAGCCAAUCGUUUCAAUACACCAUCAUCACCUACACAUUUAGAAUUGAUACGUUUGACUGAAAAGAUGAAAGAAUAUGAAUCAUUAUGCCAUAAACGUGGUUGUGUCCAUAGAUCUCAGCAGCAACAACAACAACAACAGCCGUCUAAUUUUGAUCCAAUCAAUCAACAACCAAAUGGUUGUGGAACAAUAAGUGGAAUUUGUCCAUAUGCUUACUCUACAUAUCCGCCGCCCCCGGGUCAUCAUCAUCAUCAUCCUCAUCAAUCGCCAUCAACAAUGGAUGAACAAUUUAUUGGACAACAACAACAACAACAACAUCGUCGCCAGUGUAGCGGAUUGUUAGCUUCAGAUGAAGCAAUCCAUCAUUUUGAUCGGCAAAGUCAGCAACAAAAUUAUUUUCAACUUCAAAACAAUGAUGCUGUUUAUAUUCAACAAAAUCCAUGUUGUUGUUGUACUUGUACCGGAACUGGAUCACAUCAAACAAUCGAUUAUUUUAAUUCAAUAAUGCAAGAGCUUCGUUUCAUAACCAAUCGUUAUAGACGUGAAGAUGAUCUAGCUGAUAUAAUCAGUGAAUGGAAAUAUGCCGCCAUUGUUAUUGAUCGACUUUGUUUGAUUGUGUUCAGCACGUUUGCCGUACUGUCAUUAGUUAUAUGUUUAGCAUCAGCUCCACAUUUGUUAGCCUAAACAAAACUUUUUUUUGAUUGAUAAAAAUCUGUUCAUUUAUAACAUUAUUGCCAUUUUCAUCAAUAUUGUCUUGUAUUUUUUUUUCUUCGUCUUGUAACAAAGUGAUUGAUCAUAAACCGCGAUAAACUUCUAAAUACUG
Molecule: messenger RNA, 2047 nt
Organism: Dermatophagoides pteronyssinus (European house dust mite)
Lineage: Eukaryota; Metazoa; Arthropoda; Arachnida; Sarcoptiformes; Pyroglyphidae
Product: neuronal acetylcholine receptor subunit alpha-7-like
Biological process (GO): monoatomic ion transmembrane transport
Cellular component (GO): postsynaptic membrane
Molecular function (GO): transmembrane signaling receptor activity; acetylcholine-gated monoatomic cation-selective channel activity
Source: RefSeq, a predicted model, not a curated record